Messenger RNA from Punica granatum (pomegranate), 2745 nucleotides. Lineage: Eukaryota; Viridiplantae; Streptophyta; Magnoliopsida; Myrtales; Lythraceae. The record is from RefSeq and is a predicted model, not a curated record.
UGGUACCAAAAUGAAAUUAAGAAAAACAGAGAUUAAUUUAUUACCUCGGCCAGGCAAAAAUACACACAGAGACACGGUCGGAAGAAAUCAUCGUUCUUUUCUUGGAGAGAAAGAGAGACAGAGAAAUCGCUGUAGGACCUGAGCACAACAUGCAGGACCCAGAAAGCAUCCUAAAAUUUUCGGUCCUAUGGAGGGGGAAGAAAUUUAUUGUGGAAAUGAACUCUGGGGCUUCAUUACAAAAUUUUGGUUAUGAACUUCAGAAACUGACUGAUAUCAAAUCAGAUACCAUGCGGCUAAUUGUUCCGCAAUUUUCAAGCAAAAGCUCAAAGCUUUUGUAUCCGUUCUCAGAUGAACACUCAUCGAUUAAUGUCCAAGGAAUUUCCAUGGAUGAGGGUAAAACUAUCAGAUUGAUGGGAGUAUCCGAAGCUGAGGUUGAUGAAAUUCUGGAAAAUGAAAAGGUGGAUUUGCGGAUUGCUGGAUUUGAUGAAGAGGACAAGAGAUUAAGGAGGCGAAUGCUGGGUGUGCCUGCUGGCCUUAUAAAACUUCCACAAGGAGAAUAUAUUUUUGCUGAUUUUCGUACGCUUGAAAUACCAGGAGUGAAGUUGAACCCUCCUGCUUCAGAGGCAUUGAAGAGGAUGCACAUGCUUGCUGCAGAUCCUGGUAUUAUAGCCAUUAUGAACGAGCACCGAUGGCGGGUAGGAAUUAUGACUGAGAUGGCCCCGGUUGGUUAUGUCGGAGUGAGCCCGAAAUGUAUUCUUGGUUUCAACAAGAAUCAUGGAGAGGAGAUAUCCCUUCGUCUCAGGACUGAUGAUCUCAAAGGUUUCAGGAAGUAUGAAAGCAUUAAGAAAACUCUUCUUCAUGAACUCGCUCAUAUGGUGUACUCUGAACACGAUGCGAAUUUUUAUGCUCUUGAUAAGCAGCUGAACCAAGAAGCUGCAAGUUUAGAUUGGACAAGAUCACAGAGCCGAACAUUGAAUGGACCAAAGUCUCACAAUCAUUAUGACGAUGAGUACUACGUCAGUGACAUUAGCAAUCUUCCUCGGAAGCUUGGAGGGAAUGCUUCCGAACAAUUGGCAAGUGCUCGCGAAUCUUCUGUUGCUGCAGCAUAUCGGAGGAUGGCAAAUGCUCCCAUUAGCAAUGUGGUUACAAGUGAAGUGGAUGCAGAACCUGAUCCUGAUGACUCUAGAUUUUUCCCACCUAGGAAAGAGAGACCAAAUACUGAGAAUCUUCAUAAUCAAAAGAAACUUGAUGUUAAACCCAAUCCUGAUUUCUCUGAUACUUGGAUAGACUUUGAGCCUGAUCCUGAUGAGUCUCAUGGUACUAGCAUCAAGACAUAUCGUAAUCAAGCAAAACUUGACCAUGAACCUGAUCCUGAUGACCAUACUGAUAUCCGGAGAAACUCUGAGCCUGAUCCUGAUGACUCUCAGGGCACUGAUAUCAAGGGAGGAUUCACUCAGAGGGACGAUGGGAUAAUAAGUCCAGUUCCUCCAUUGUCUAUUGAUGAGAAAUCAUCUGAUUCUUGGGUGCUGAGAGAACCCAAUCCUGAUGAUUCAAGCAUGAUCGAGGACAGAGUCCAAUCCUGGGAAACCAUGAGGGAACCUGAUCCGGAUGACUCAGAAACAAAAGAGAAUGAUUUGGGACAUGGAAGUGAUGCAAAACCUGUAACUCUGUAUACGGAGCCAGAUCCAGAUGAUAGUUUGAUGGUCUCCCAGAAAGCAUCAGGAAUGCAGAUCGAUGAGCCUGAUCCUGAUGAUCAAGAAAUGUUAUCGAGGAUAGUCCAAUCCAGGGAAACCAUGAGGGAACCUGAUCCAGAUGACUCAGAAACGAAAGAGAGUGAUUUGGGAUAUGGAAGUGAUGCAAAACCUGUAACUGUGUAUGCAGAGCCAGAUCCAGAUGAUAGUUUGAUGGUCUCCCAGAAAGGAUCAGGAAUGCAGAUCGAUGAGCCUGAUCCUGAUGAUCAAGAAAAGUUAUCAAGGAUAGUCCAAUCCAGGGAAACCAUGAGGGAGCCUGAUCCAGAUGACUCAGAAACAAAAGAGAGUGAUUUGGGAUAUGGAAGUGAUGCAAAACCUGUAACUGUGUAUGCAGAGCCAGAUCCAGAUGAUAGUUUGAUGGUCUCCCAGAAAGCAUCAGGAAUGCAGAUUGAUGAGCCUGAUCCUAACAAUCAAGAAACGUUAUCGAGGAUACAGGACCCUGUCACUGCUCUUAGCAGUCGUAUGCAUAAGGCAAUUGAUAUGCUGCGGAAUGAAGUUGAUCCAAUUGAGGCUUCUAGAGUCCUGCAAACCCUAGUUAAAAUAAUCAGAAAUGUGAUGGAGCACCCAAAUGAGAUGAAAUAUAAGAGGCUUCGCAAGAGUAAUCCUAUCAUACAAAGGAAUGUAGCCAAUUAUAAAGCUGCCAUGGAAAUUAUGUCACUGAUCGGUUUCAACGAGGACAUUAUAUUGGAUGACACCGGCAAAGCCGAAACUUACCUGGUCCUGAAGCGCAAUGAUCCCGGGUUGCUGUGGCUCGCAAAAUCGUCCAUCGAGACGGUCCUGACCUGCUAGAGUUCGUCAAUUUGAAGUGCUUCUGCGUACAGGCUUAAUGCAAAUCUAAAUAAAGAUAAUUUCUGUACCAUAAAAUCAGUCUGUAUAACUUAUGUCCAUAUCUCAGUGACAUUGUAUGAUUGUGUCGAAGGUUGACUUUCUUGUAAAUUUUGUAAACAUGAUAUUGCUUUGGCGAAAUGAAAAUAUAGUGCGUUAUAAUUUCAUA